This is a messenger RNA of Anolis carolinensis (green anole), 16060 nucleotides long. It is a transcript of the gene csmd1, whose product is annotated as CUB and Sushi multiple domains 1. Lineage: Eukaryota; Metazoa; Chordata; Lepidosauria; Squamata; Anolidae. The record is from RefSeq and is a predicted model, not a curated record. The transcript has 70 exons. Bases 727 to 11427 code for a protein of 3566 amino acids.
CCCGCCCGCCGGAGGCGUUUGGUGUGCGCGCCCGCCCGCUCGCCCGCGCCUCCAUCCAUCCUCCUUCCCCUCUCGAUAGGAAGGGAUGGUUGAGUCCACCAGCAGCGGCGAAGGCGGAGGAGGAGGAGGAAGAGGCAGCUUCAACCUCAGCAGCCGCAGCAGCUCCUUCUCCUGUCGCUAGCCGAAGAAGUGCUUGCUUGUCCUCCUCCUCAGCCGUGACAAGACGGACACCCGCUCUUCCCUUUCAACCCACCCAGGGAAGGAAACGCCGCCUCAACGCCCCUCCUGCUGUUGCCUCCGCCGCCUCCUCCGCCGCCUUCUUCUCUCUGGGAGCCGUCGUGGUGGGAUUUCCUCAGAGGCCUCCCUUCUCCCUAGUUGUCUUCACCUAGUCGCCUAGUUGUCUCUUGCUCCUCCUGGGGAGCCCUGGCCGGCACUUGAUGCUAUGAGAAGGAGAGCCGAGGCAACUCGCAGCAGUCCUGCAGGAGGAGCAGGAGGAGGAAGAAGAGGAGGAGGAGGAGGAGGCGGCGUCGGAUGCUGCGCCUCCGUUGCCUCUGCUGCUGCUGCUGUUGCCACCUGGAGCUGCUGCUGCUGCUGCUUCCCGCUCUCUUGCCGCCGCCUCGCUUCGCCCUCUGGUGAUCCUCUGGCCCCCUUCCUCCUCCUCCUCGCCUCCUCGGCCGGCUGCCUGGCUGGCUCCCCUUCCCUUAUGUGUGUGGAAUAACUGCAGACAUGACGGCGCGGAGGCAAGAGGGGAUGCUGCUGCUGAUGCCGAUGCUGCUGCUGCUGCUCAUGCUGGUGGUGGUCCUCGCUGCAGCUCAGGGUCAGAACUGUGGAGGUUUAGUUCAGGGUCCAAAUGGUACAAUAGAGAGCCCAGGAUUUCCUCAUGGCUAUCCAAAUUACGCCAAUUGCACAUGGAUCAUCAUCACAGGAGAGCGUAACAGGAUACAAUUAUCAUUUCAUACUUUUGCCCUUGAAGAAGAUUUUGAUAUUUUGUCUGUUUAUGAUGGACAGCCACAACAAGGAAAUCUGAAAGUGAGGCUUUCUGGAUUUCAGCUGCCAUCAUCUAUAGUGAGCACAGGUUCUAUACUCACUCUCUGCUUCACUACUGACUUUGCUGUGAGUGCCCAGGGAUUCAAGGUUAUAUAUGAAGUGUUACCCAGCCAUACGUGUGGCAAUCCCGGUGAAAUACCUAAAGGAGUUCUUCAUGGCACAAGAUUCAAUAUUGGAGAUAAGAUCCGCUAUAGCUGUAUCACAGGCUACAUCUUGGAAGGUCAUGCUAUGCUGACAUGUAUCAUGAGCCCUGGAAAUGGAGCAUUAUGGGAUUUCCCUGUACCGUUUUGUAGAGCUGAAGGUGCUUGUGGAGGAACUCUCCGUGGGACAAGUGGAAUUAUUUCAAGUCCUCACUUUCCUUCAGAGUAUGAUAAUAAUGCUGAUUGCACAUGGACCAUUCUAGCUGAACCUGGAGAUACUAUAGCUCUGAUUUUUACAGACUUCCAAUUAGAAGAAGGCUAUGAUUUCUUAGAGAUCAGUGGGACAGAAGCACCAUCAAUAUGGUUGACUGGCAUGAAUCUGCCCUCUCCUGUCAUCAGCAGCAAAAAUUGGUUAAGGCUCCAUUUCACUUCUGACAGUAAUCACCGGAGGAAAGGAUUUAAUGCCCAGUUCCAAGUGAAAAAGGCAAUUGAGCUGAAAUCAAGAGGAGUCAAGAUGCUGCCAAAUAAAGAUAGCAACCAUAAGAAUUCUGUCUUGAGUCAAGGUGGUGAUGCAGUUGCGUCAGAUACAUGUCCAGAUCCAGGAAUUCCUGAGAAUGGAAAAAGGGCAGGCUUGGAAUUUCGGGUUGGGGCUAGUGUCCAGUUCAGCUGUGAUGACAACUAUGUGCUUCAAGGUGCAAAAAGUAUAACUUGUCAAAAGGUGACAGAUACACUUGCUGCUUGGAGUGACCAUCGGCCCAUAUGCCGUGCCAGAACAUGUGGUUCCAACCUCCGUGGACCUAGUGGGAUUAUUACAUCACCUAAUUAUCCUGUACAGUAUGAAGACAAUGCACAUUGUGUGUGGGUUAUAACAACCCUCGAUCCAGAAAAGGUCAUAAAGCUUGCCUUUGAAGAAUUUGAGCUGGAAAGAGGAUAUGACACUCUCACAGUAGGGGAUGCUGGGAAAGUGGGAGAUACUCGAACAGUGUUGUAUGUGCUGACUGGUUCAAGUGUUCCUGACCUUAUUGUUAGCAUGAGCAACCAGAUGUGGCUCCAUUUGCAAUCAGAUGACAGCAUCGGCUCACCUGGAUUCAAAGCUGUUUAUCAAGAGAUAGAGAAAGGUGGGUGUGGUGAUCCUGGCAUUCCAUCCUAUGGGAAGAGAACAGGCAAUAGUUUUCAGCAUGGAGAUACCCUUACUUUUGAAUGUCAAGCAGCAUUUGAACUUGUGGGAGAGCGAAUGAUCACGUGCCAACAGAAUAACCAGUGGUCUGGCAAUAAACCUAGUUGUGUUUUCUCAUGUUUCUUCAACUUCACAACACCCUCCGGAAUUAUACUUUCACCAAACUACCCUGAGGAGUAUGGAAACAACAUGAACUGUGUGUGGCUAAUUAUUUCAGAACCUGGGAGUCGAAUACAUCUUAUUUUCAAUGACUUCGAUGUAGAGCCUCAGUUUGAUUAUCUAACAAUGAAGGAUGAUGGGAUUUCUGACUUACCAGCUCUUGGUACAUUUUCUGGCAAUGAUGUGCCUUCCCAGAUUGCUAGCAAUGGGCACAUAGUACGUCUUGAAUUUCAGUCAGAUCAUUCUACUACUGGAAGAGGAUUUAACAUAACUUAUACUACAUUUGGUCAGAAUGAAUGUCAUGAUCCAGGAAUUCCCAUCAAUGGAAGACGCUUUGGAGAUAGGUUCCUUCUAGGAAGCUCUGUUUCCUUUCAUUGUGAUGAUGGCUUUGUAAAAACCCAGGGCUCGGAGACCAUAACUUGUAUUAUGCAAGAUGGAAAUGUUGUAUGGAGUUCUACUGUUCCACGUUGUGAAGCCCCAUGUGGGGGCCACCUAACAGCAUCGAGUGGAGUUAUUUUGCCCCCAGGCUGGCCGGGAUACUACAAAGACUCUUUAAACUGUGAAUGGGUAAUUGAAGCAAGGCAAGGGCACUCUAUUAAGAUCACCUUUGACAAAUUCCAAACAGAAGUAAAUUAUGAUACUUUGGAAGUCAGAGAUGGGUCAAGUAGCUCAUCCCCUUUAAUUGGAGAAUACCAUGGUACCCAAGCACCACAAUUUCUUAUUAGCACUGGAAACUUCAUGUACCUGCUGUUCACUACCGAUAACAGUCGCUCAAGUGUUGGUUUCUUAAUCCACUAUGAGAGUGUUACGCUGGAGUCAGAUUCCUGCCUUGACCCAGGAAUUCCAGUGAAUGGUCAUCGACGAGGCAACAAUUUCAGUAUCCGAUCUACAGUAACAUUUAGCUGUGAUCCUGGUUAUACUCUCAGUGAUGAUGAGCCACUAGUCUGUGAAAGAAACCAUCAGUGGAACCAUGCCCUGCCAAGUUGUGAUGCUCUAUGUGGUGGUUAUAUCCAUGGAAGAAGUGGAACUCUCCUGUCACCAGGUUUUCCAGAUUUUUAUCCAAAUUCCUUAAACUGUACGUGGACAAUUGAGGUUUCUCAUGGCAAGGGUGUACAGCUGAUCUUCCACACUUUUCAUCUGGAGAGCUCCCAUGAUUAUUUGCUCAUCACUGAAGAUGGAAGCUUCACUGAGCCUGUGGCCAGAUUAACUGGAUCUGUUUUGCCUCCUACCAUUAAAGCUGGACUCUUUGGAAACUUCACUGCACAACUUCGGUUCAUUUCUGACUUUUCCAUUUCCUAUGAAGGUUUUAACAUAACAUUUUCAGAGUACGAUCUGGAGCCUUGUGAUGAUCCAGGUGUCCCAGCCUUCAGCAGAAGAAUAGGAUUUCAUUUUGGUGUUGGAGAUUCCUUGACGUUUUCUUGUUUCCCUGGAUAUCGUUUAGAAGGUGCAAAUAAGCUUACCUGCCUGGGUGGUGGCCGCCGUGUAUGGAGUGCACCUCUGCCAAGGUGUGUGGCUGAAUGUGGUGCAAGCGUGUCUGGAAAUGAAGGAACACUGCUGUCACCAAAUUUUCCAUCUAAUUAUGACAACAACCAUGAAUGCAUCUAUAAAAUUGAAAUUGAACCUGGGAAAGGCAUCCACCUGAGAGCUAGAACAUUUCAGCUUUAUGAAGGAGAUACUGUUAAGGUAUAUGAUGGAAAAGACAGUUCAUCACGUCUUUUGGGGACUUUCUCAAAAAAUGAAUUGAUCGGGCUCAUUCUCAACAGCACAUCUAAUCACUUAUGGAUAGAAUUUAAUACCAAUGGAUCAGACACAGACCAAGGAUUUCAGCUCACGUAUACAAGUUUUGAUUUAGUGAAAUGUGAGGACCCUGGAACACCAAAUUUUGGCUACAAGAUCCGUGAUGACGGACAUUUCACAGAAACUGUUAUCUUGUACAGUUGCAAUCCAGGCUACAUGAUGCAUGGUAGUAGUACUAUUACCUGCCUAAGUGGAGAUCGGAGAGUUUGGGAUAAACCUUUGCCUACUUGUAUAGCUGAGUGUGGUGGGCGAAUUCAUGCUGUUACUUCAGGUCGCAUUUUGUCUCCUGGCUACCCAGCUCCAUAUGACAAUAAUCUCCAUUGUACCUGGAUAAUAGAAGCAGACCCAGGGAGAACAAUUAGUCUGCAUUUUAUUGUUUUUGACACUGAGGUGGCUCAUGACAUCCUAAAAGUAUGGGACGGCCCCGUUGAAAGCAGUAUUCUACUCAAAGAGUGGAGUGGCUCGGCUCUUCCUGAGGACAUUUAUAGCACAUUCAACUCGCUGACCUUACAGUUUGACAGCGAUUUCUUCAUCAGCAAAUCAGGAUUUUCUAUCCAGUUCUCAACAUCUGUUGCAUCAACUUGCAAUGACCCUGGAACACCACAGAACGGCAGCCGAUAUGGAGACAGCAGAGAGCCUGGAGACACCAUCACCUUCCAGUGCGACCCAGGGUAUCAGCUCCAAGGGCAGGAUAAAAUUACUUGCGUUCAGCUGAAUAAUCGAUUCUUUUGGCAGCCUGAUGCACCCACAUGUAUAGCUGCAUGUGGUGGAAAUCUUACAGGCCCAGCAGGUGUCAUUUUGUCACCAAACUACCCACAGCCGUAUCCUCCUGGGAAAGAAUGUGAUUGGAGAAUUAAAGUUAGCCCUGAUUUUGUCAUUGCCUUGAUAUUCAAAAGUUUCAACAUGGAACCCAGUUAUGAUUUUUUGCAUAUUUAUGAAGGAGAAGAUUCCAACAGUCCUCUAAUUGGCAGUUUUCAAGGCUCCCAGGCACCUGAAAGAAUAGAGAGUAGUGGCAAUAGCCUGUUUCUGGCAUUUCGUAGUGAUGCUUCCGUUGGCAUGUCAGGAUUUGCCAUUGAAUAUAAAGAAAAACCACGAGAAGCUUGUUUUGAUCCGGGUAACAUAAUGAAUGGAACAAGAAUUGGAGCAGACCUUAAACUUGGAUCAAGUAUCACUUAUCAGUGUGAUUCUGGAUACAAAAUUAUUGACCCUUCCACUAUCACUUGUGAAAUUGGCAUUGAUGGAAAGCCUGCAUGGAACAGAGUUUUACCAUCUUGUAAUGCUCCCUGUGGGGGCCAGUAUACUGGAUCAGAUGGAGUGGUUUUAUCACCAAAUUAUCCUCAAAACUACACUGUUGGUCAGACUUGUCAGUACUCAAUUACUGUUCCUAAGGAAUUUGUUGUAUUUGGACAAUUUGCCUAUUUCCAAACAGCUUUAAAUGACGUCGUAGAGUUAUUUGAUGGCGAGCAUGCACAGACUAGACUUCUGAGUUCACUUUCUGGAUCUCACUCAGGAGAGACCCUACCUUUAGCAACAUCCAAUCAAAUUCUUUUGAGGUUUAGUGCCAAAAGUGGGGCAUCUGCCAGAGGCUUCCAUUUUGUCUAUCAAGCGGUUCCACGAACAAGUGAUACGCAGUGCAGCUCUGUCCCAGAGCCGAGAUAUGGGAGGAGGAUUGGCUCUGAAUUUUCGGCAGGUUCUGUUGUUCGCUUUGAAUGUAGUCCUGGCUACCUUCUGCAAGGCUCCAAAGCCAUCCGCUGCCAGUCGGUGCCUAAUGCAUUGGCCCAGUGGAAUGACACUGUGCCAAGCUGUGUGGUGCCAUGCAGUCGAAAUUUCACUGAAAGGAGGGGUACUAUCUUAUCUCCGGGUUAUCCUGAACCUUAUGGUAACGGCUUGAAUUGUGUGUGGAAAAUAAUAGUGACUGAGGGAUCAGGUAUUCAGAUCCAGGUCAUAAGCUUUGCAACCGAGCAUAACUGGGAUUCACUUGAAAUCUAUGAUGGUGGUGACAUGAUAUCACCAAGGCUUGGGAGUUUUUCAGGUACUACAGUACCAGCAUUGCUGAACAGCACCUCCAAUCAACUUUAUUUGCAUUUUCACUCUGAUAUUAGUGUGGCGGCAGCAGGUUUUCAUCUGGAAUACAAAACUGUAGGCCUUGCUGCCUGUUCAGAACCAGUAAUCCCUAGCAAUGGAUUCAAAAUAGGUGACAGAUAUUUGGUGAAUGAUGUUUUGUCGUUUCAGUGUGAACCAGGAUACACAUUGCAGGGACGUUCUCAUAUUUCUUGCAUGCCUGGAACAAUUCGCCGUUGGAAUUAUCCUUCUCCUCUUUGUAUUGCAAAAUGUGGCGGUACACUAACAAAUUUGGCUGGAGUGAUCCUAAGCCCAGGCUUUCCAGGGAACUAUCCUAGUAACCUAGGCUGCACAUGGAAGCUAUUAUUGUCUGUCGGAUAUGGGGCACAUAUACAAUUCUUGAACUUUUCUACUGAAGCUAACCAUGACUUUCUUGAAAUCCAGAAUGGCCCUUAUCACACAAGCUCAAUGAUUGGCCAGUUCAGUGGAACAGACCUCCCACCUUCUUUAUUAAGCACAACACAUGAAACGCUCAUCCAUUUUUAUAGUGACCACUCAGAAAAUAGACAAGGAUUUAAACUUGUAUAUCAAGGUUAUGAAUUACAGAAUUGCCCAGAUCCUCCCCCAUUUUUCAAUGGAUACAUAAUCAAUUCUGAUUAUAGUGUGGGGCAGUCAAUAUCUUUUGAGUGCUAUCCUGGAUAUGUAUUGAUUGGUCAUUCUGUUCUCACUUGCCACCAUGGGAUCAACAGGAACUGGAACUACCCAUUUCCAAAGUGUGAAGCUCCUUGUGGCUAUAAUGUAACAUCUUCAAAUGGUACGGUGUACUCCCCCGGAUUUCCAGAUGAAUACCCCAAUUCAAAAGAUUGUACAUGGCUAAUUACUGUACCCCAGGGCCAUGGUAUCUAUAUCAAUUUCACUUUACUCCAAACAGAACUAGUGAAUGACUACAUUGCAGUUUGGGACGGGCCAGACCAAAAUUCACCUCAGCUGGGAGUGUUCAGUGGGAAUACUGCUCUUGAGACAGCUUAUAGCUCAAGCAAUCAAGUCCUUCUCAAGUUUCACAGUGAUUUCUCCACUGGAGGGUUCUUUGUUCUCAAUUUUCACGCAUAUCAGCUUCAGAAGUGCCAGCCUCCCCCAGCAGUUCCAGAAGCUGACCGGCUUACAGAAGAUGAUGAUUUUGAAAUAGGGGACUUUGCCAAGUAUAAGUGUCAUCCUGGAUAUACUCUGGUUGGAAAUGAUAUGAUGUUCUGUAAGCUAAAAGCACAGCUCCAGUUCGAAGGGUCCCCUCCCUUUUGUGAAGCACAAUGCCCUGCAAAUGAAGUCCGUCCAGAUUCAUCUGGAGUAAUUCUCAGUCCUGGUUAUCCGGGAAACUAUCCUCAUUCACAAACUUGCUCCUGGACUCUUAAAGUUGAACCAAAUUACAACAUCUCUGUGUUUGUAGAAACAUUCCAAAGUGAAAAACAGUUUGAUGAGCUGGAAUUAUUUGAUGGUCCUUCUGGACAAAGUCCUCUUUUGGUUGCCUUGAGUGGAAAUCACACAGGACAAUUGAACUACACAAGCAGAUCAAAUCAGCUGUAUCUUCGUUGGUCAACUGACCAUGCAACCAGUAAGAAAGGGUUCAAGAUACGUUAUUCAGCUCCUUACUGCAGCUUAAACCAUGUUGUGAAGAAUGGUGGAAUUAUUAAUAAAACCAGGAACACAGUUGGCAGUACGGUCCACUAUUAUUGUAAGCCUGGAUACAGAAUAAUUGGCCGUAGCAAUGCAACUUGUAGACGUCAUCCAAAUGGCAUGUAUCAGUGGGAUUCCCCUAUUCCACUCUGCCAAGCUGUGUCCUGUGGUAUGCCAGUAUCUCCUGGAAAUGGUUCAGUUUGGGGUAAUGAGUUUGUUUUGGGCAGCAAAGUGAUAUAUGAGUGUAAUGAGGGCUUCAAGCUAGAAUCUAGUCAACAAACAACAGCAGUAUGUCAAGAAGAUGGAUUGUGGAGCAAUAAAGGAAAGCCACCUGUCUGUAAACCUGUGACUUGCCCCAGCAUAGAAAGUCUGCUCUCAGAACAUGUGAUCUGGAGACUGAUUUCUGGGUUGGUGAAUGAGUUUGGAGCACAAGUCAUGCUGAGCUGCAGCCCUGGCUAUUAUUUAGAGGGUCAGAGACUCAUGCUGUGUAAAACUAAUGGAACAUGGAGUGGUGCUGAUGAGAGACCAAAGUGUAAGGUUAUCUCCUGUGGAAGCCUCCCAUCGCCACCAAAUGGUAAUAAGAUUGGCACCCUGACAGUCUAUGGAGCUACAGCAAUCUUUACUUGUAACACUGGGUAUACACUGGUUGGGUCUCACGUACGAGAAUGCUUAGCCAAUGGACUUUGGAGUGGAACUGAAACACAGUGUCUUGCUGGACAUUGUGGUUCACCAGAUCCAAUUGUAAAUGGUCACAUUAGUGGAGAUGGUUUCAGCUAUCGUGACACUGUAGUGUAUCAGUGUAAUCCAGGUUUUCGACUUGUUGGGACAUCAGUUCGGAUAUGCUUGCAAGACCAUAAGUGGUCUGGUCAAACACCAGUUUGUGUCUCAAUCACAUGUGGUCAUCCUGGAAACCCUGCUCAUGGAAUGACCAAUGGCAGUGAGUUUAAUUUGAAUGAUGUUGUCAACUUCACCUGCAAUACUGGCUAUUUACUACAGGGUGCACCACAAGCUCAAUGCCGGAGCAACGGACAGUGGAGCAGCUCCUUACCAACAUGUCGAGUGGUGAAUUGUUCAGAUCCAGGCUUUGUGGAAAAUGCAGUGCGUCACGGUCAGCAGAAUUUCCCUGAAUCUUUCAAGUAUGGAAUCAGUGUGGUAUACCAUUGCAAGAAAGGGUUUUAUCUUCUGGGAUCCUCUACUUUGACCUGUAAAGCCAAUAGUCUGUGGGACAGAUCAUUGCCCAAAUGUUUGCCAAUAUCUUGUGGACAACCUGGCAUUCCAACCAAUGCAAUUCUAUCAGGAGACAAAUUUACGUAUGGAUCUACAGUUCACUACUCUUGUGUUGGAAGUCGAACUCUCCUAGGAAACUCUAGCAGAGUAUGCCAAGAAAACAGCCGCUGGAGUGGAAAUCUUCCACACUGUUCAGGAAACACCCCAGGAUAUUGUGAUGAUCCUGGAGUGCCAUCUCAUGGCUCUAGACUUGGGGAUGAGUUCAAGAUAAAAAGCCUGCUACGUUUUUCCUGUGAAAUGGGUUAUCGGUUAAGAGGUUCCCCAGAACGAACAUGCCUCCUUAAUGGAUCUUGGUCUGGUUUUCAGCCAGUUUGUGAAGCUGUAUCUUGUGGAAAUCCUGGAACACCAGCCAAUGGCAAAAUAAUUUAUAGUGAUGGGAUUUCAUUCUCCAAUUCUGUCAUCUAUGCCUGCUGGGAUGGCUACAAAACUUCUGGGCUGACUACUCGGCACUGUACAGCCAAUGGGACGUGGACUGGCACAACCCCUGACUGCGCAGUGAUCAGUUGUGGAGACCCUGGUGAAGUACCAAAUGGAAUUCAGUUUGGAAAUGAUUUCACCUUUAAUAAGACAGUAAGCUAUCAAUGCAAUCCAGGGCACCUGAUGGAACCUGUUGGUGCACCCACAAUACGCUGUACCAAAGAUGGCACCUGGAACCAGAGCAAACCCAUCUGCAAAGCUAUCACGUGUGGCCCACCUCCCCAAGUGCUGUAUGGAAAGGUAGAAGGAUCAGAUUUUCAAUGGGGAUCAAGCAUAAGCUACAGUUGCGCUGAUGGGUAUCAUGUUUCCAAUUCUGCUAUCCUUUCAUGUGAAGGACGAGGAGUUUGGAGGGGAGAGAUUCCACAAUGUCUGCCUGUCUUUUGUGGCGAGCCUGGUGUCCCAACAGAGGGCCGACUCAAUGGGAAAAGUUUCACCUAUAGAUCUGAAGUAUCUUUUCAGUGCAGACUACCUUUGAUAUUGAUAGGAUCUUCAAGGAGGAUAUGCCAGGCAGAUGGUAGCUGGAGUGGAAUUCAGCCAACUUGCAUUGAUCCUGCUCAUAACAGUUGUCCAGACCCUGGUACACCACACUAUGGAUUACAAAACAGCUCAAGAGGCUAUGAGGUUGGGAGCAGAGUCUUUUUCAGAUGUCGAAAGGGUUAUCAUAUACAGGGUUCUACAACACGUACUUGCCUUGCAAAUUUAACAUGGAGUGGGAUGCAGCCUGAAUGCAUUCCUCAUGCUUGCAGACAACCAGAGACUCCAGCCAAUGUUGAUGUAAAAGCAAUAGAUCUACCUACCUUAGGCUACACUUUGGUAUAUACAUGCCAGCCUGGAUUUUUUCUUACUGGUGGAUCAGAACAUCGGACAUGUAAGCCUGAUAUGAAGUGGACAGGCAAAUCACCUGUUUGUAAAAGUAAAGGAGUGAGAGAAGUUAAUGAAACAAUAACUAAAACUCCAGUUCCUUCAGAUGUAUUUUUUAUAAAUUCAUUGUGGAAGGGCUUUUACGAGCACCUAGGGAAAAGGCAGCCUGCAACUCUAACUGUUGACUGGUUCAAUGCUACAAGCAGUAAGGUGAAUGCUACAUUCAUCGAAGCAUCCAACACACAACUUAAAUUAUCAGGUAUCUACAAGAAAGAAGAAGCCCAUUUGCUUUUGAAGAUUUAUCAAGUAAAAAAUCCUAGAGAUGGUUUUACAAGCAAGCUCCAAAAUGACAAGUGGGCAUUAGAUGGUUAUGUAUCAUCAGGACUUGAAAGAGGCAUCUUCACUUAUCAAGGUGACAUACAUGGAAAAGAUUUUGGAAAAUUUAUGCUCCGAAGGCAAAGUCCUCUAAGUGUAGAUACCGAUCACCCCAAUCACUACUAUGGUACAAACAGCAGUUCUGUUGCAGCUGCAAUCCUGGUUCCCUUCUUUGCUCUAAUACUGUCAGGGUUUGCAUUUUACCUCUACAAACACAGGACAAGACCAAAAGUACAGUACAAUGGUUAUGCUGGACAUGAAAACAGCAAUGGACAGGCAUCUUUUGAAAAUCCAAUGUACGAUACAAACUUAAAACCCACAGAGGCGAAAGCUGUGAGGUUUGACACAACUCUAAACACAGUGUGUACAGUCGUAUAGCCUUUAGUGCCCAAUUUGACUGAUUCAUAGCCAUACCUCUGAUGGACAAGCAGUAAUUCCUUUGGUGCCAUAUACCAGUUUCCCUUCUUCUUUCGGGCUUCACUGCAGUAACUGCUAACAUCUAUCAGCAUAGAUGCAGUGAAGCUCCCUGAUGAUAUCUUCAGUCUUCUGGGGAAUCAAGACCAAGAUAAUUUCUCUAUCUCAAGGGUAGAUAUGAAAUACCUGGCUGCAUUUGCUCCAAAUCAAGGCACUUGUUGAAGGAAGACUGCCAAGUCAUACCCAUCUGUCAUAUUUAAAUGCCUCAGACUUUCACAUUUGUAUGUGGCUGGAUGCCUUUCAAUGCAAUCUUCUGGGCACUCGGAUCACUCCUUUGGGAACUGUGACAAACAAUAGCACCAUAAAUUAUCCCCAGGAAUAAGAACAUUCAGGAGGAGAUUUCAACAAAAAACAAAAAGGAUAAGAGGAAAGGAAAGAAGAACAGACACCUCCUUGAAGGAGAAGACAACCUUCCUUGGGAGCUGCACAUGUCUAUAAAAUGCUUUAUCCUUUGGAAACUUGUUAAUGGUUAGAACAACCGUAGGUCUUCAUGCAUAAAGCAGUCUACAAACUUCCCAGUCAGCUGUUGUAUUGCAAAAUGUUAAUGCACAAUUUUUUGCACUAGUGUGGUAUGAAUGACUGAGUUAAGAUACUGGUUUAAAAACAAAACAAAUACAGGGUUUAUACACACUAUCCAUUGUAAAUAAGCAUUUACUCAUUUUUUAAAAAAAACAUUCCAUGAUAAUUUUUUUUCUUGGAGCAUGUGUAAUACAACAACCCCUUCAUUUAGAUCCAAUAGGGUAAUUUAUGAUUAUGAAAAUACUAUAUUUUGGUUUAUUUCCUUCAUCAACACCAGUACAAACCAACCAGAUGUUGGUGGGCAAAUCCCAGGUUUACAAAUUGUCUUUCCCAGAACUGCUUCUUGCUCUUUUGUGCUCACUCCCUGACAUCCUUCAUUACUGUCAGCAUCACACUCUUUUAACAGCAGGGGGGUUAAGCAGUAACUGCUGCUUGCCAUGUACAAAAUGUGAAUAGUAAUUUAUUUUAGAUAGUUCAUAACGCCUGUGGGCCUUGUGCUCAUAAUCCAGUCUUCCCUUUUUCAUUUGUUUUCCAUCUUUUUUUCCUCAGUGAAGUUACAUUGAUUUCCAAUGCUACUUUGAAACGCAUUGCAAUAGCAUGUGUAAACUUUGACCAAUUCAACUUACCAGAGCAACUAUUAUUACACUUCCCCAUGACUCAGAAAAUGCCUCUGUGUGCGUGAAUGUCUUUGCUAAAUUUAAACCAAUACUGCUUAAUGCUUUUGUAAUCAUACAGCUUGACAGAGCAAGUUUGAGAUGUAGAGGUGCCCUACAGAGUAAUAUGGUCAGAGUAGUCACUUCCUUGGCAAAACAAAACAAAAAUAGGUGAUAAUAAUAAAAUUGACAGCUUCUAUACUCACACUAGCCUUUGAAAAUGUGCCACCAAUUCAUAGGCAGUCAACCUUCAGCAUAGAUACAACAUGUGGUACAGAUAGGAGGUAUGUGUGGCACUGCUCAUAUGAACAAACAGUUGUAGGCAUUGGGGGGGGGAGUAGUUCACCCUCUGUAACUAGCUACUCCUCUGGUGAGGAUGGAAAAAAGGCACGGAAGAUUGAUUAUGUGCCAGAGUGGGACCAUCUUUUUGCCCGAAUGUAUUACACACUUUGUUUCAAAGGCUGGUCACAACAAUAAUGAUUUCAUCUAACCAAAUAUGCUGAGUUUCAAGAACUACAAUCAGUUUAUUCUGCAUUCCCAUUGAUAUUUAGGAAAUGGUGUGUAGAGAGCCCAUUAAUAUGACUGAGAUGUUAUUGCACACUGGAUUAGAUUGCAAUGAGGUUUUUUCAUCAUAGGGCGACUCACCCUUGCAUUGUUAAUAUUCUGUUGGUUCCAGCAGUUAUUAAUAUGGUGUGUUCUUUCUCAUAUGGCCCUUAGCAUUAAAAAGAAAACUAUUUGAUCCAGGUUUCAAAUACUGCCACACUCACUUGGCAUCCCAUAGAUCAUCAAAGAAAGAAAGGGCCUUUCAAAAGCAGAUUUUGGUAUGAUAAGGACAGUUUUAUUUUCUUGGGCAUUCCUGGAUCCAUGUUCUUUGGAUCUUGAACAUGCUUUUUUCGAUUAGCUCCAGCCCCCCAAAUUAUUAUUGUAAGGUCCGUUCUACACUGCCAUAUAAUCCAGUUCAAAGCAAAUAAUCUGGAUUUUAUAUGACAGUGUAGAAGGGGCCUUAAACUCUGCUGUGGGAGAAUUUAGAUCUGAUCUAAUUACCAAAAAUAAGCAUUAGCAGAAAACUAUAUGGCUCUGCUAAUGUUAAAUCGCAAAAGAAGGUGCAGGGCAAUCCUUAAUCAAAGCAGAAAACUUUAUAUAGUUUUUGAUGGAAGAUACCAGCAAUAUAAAUAUAUUUACUUGUUCUUCACAAGAAUUAAAAGAAGUUUAAUAUUAUAAACCCAUGAAAUGUCUGGACAUUUUUUGGUUUUUUAAUUUUUUUCAUCCCAUGUAUGUUUACAUUUUAUGCUAUCUAACAGAAUUAUGCAUUGACUAGAAGGGCAACAGUGAUGGUACUGAAAAUGUGUAAGUUUCCUAAUUAAUUAUUUCUUAGUUAGCUUGUACUGUUGUCUGUUACAGAAAGAAAAACCUUGCAUUGCUGCCUUUAUUUAAAAUAACAUUGAUGGCAGAAGUAACUGAAGUCAUUCAUAAAAUUACAAAAGUAUGAGGUAGGACUACCUUUCCUAGUUCUUACCAAAUUGGGUAAAGAAGAAUAAAAGGAGAAGUUUUAAAAUACUGUGGUGUUAGCAUGUGUCCUGAUCCAGAGGUCCUUGUACACUUAUAGGUGUAAAUUGAUCUCCCAUCUAUGGGAGGAUCUUUUAGUUCUGGUGAACAGAGCUGCUUGGAUUAACUCCAUCCUUUGAUGUGAUUUUGGAGAGUGUCCAAGAACAAGACUUUCCAUCCAUCAGACUAAUAUGUACAUUCAUAGUGAUCAAAAACUUGAACCUGAAAAUCAAACUUCACUUUGCUAGUGAAUUCACUUUAUCAAGGAUAAAGCCGUUUAGGCUAAAACAAUGAAUUGUGGGUGUUUUUGCUUAAAACAAAAACCAAUUUUUCUCUGAUACACUCCAAUUUUCAAUUGCUCUUUAGCAUUCUAUCUGCAAUCUCAUUAUUUGCAAUGGAAAUGCAGAACAAAAUGCUUCGUGCUCCCAACAUACCUAGACAUACUUGUAUGUCUCUUGAAAUAGGUCUGUAGAGUUGGGUUUCUUUCGUUGUCACCUCUGUGCCUAUCUCUUGAAAGUGUUCUGUUCCCUUUGUUUGUCAUUAAAACUGCAUUGUAUUGCACUGACCAGGUUAGAUCUUCCAUUUUCCAUUAUUUUCCUAGAUCACCCCCAUGUCCAGACUGUGUACGGUGCAGCACCCUAAGAAAGAUCCUUGAACGUGCCACCCAAAGUCCAUUCAAGCUGAGUGGAGCUUGAGCUACAGUCACUUGAAUGCCAGAAGUGUAUUCGAGAUCAGGUCCUUUGAAUGGUCACCAAAGGCAGUCAUUAAAUCUUCUCUGUGAGAUAUUUACAAUUCUCUUUUCCCCAGACUUAUGAAGACGAAGCAAACGUUGUCAUGCUAUAAGAAAGAACAAUCAAAAACAGGUUAUGUGCUUCAAAGCUGUUUAAAUCUGCUGCUUGUAUCACCCAUCUUGCCUUUCUCCAGGCUAGCUGCAAUAAUUUUUUUUCUUCUGUAAUAUAUUUUGUAAACAAACAAAAAGCUGUUAUUAAAGAAAGGGGGAGGGGGGGAGCUGGCAUUACGAUCGUCAACCUAAUUGUCAUUCCCAGUAUUCCAUUCUGCCAUUUCAUGACAUGCUGCUGUGACAUGAAGUAGGUGCAAAAGAACUUUUUGUACAGAGAUAUAUUUUUUAUGAAAAUUUGUAAAAUUAUUAAAUAUGCUGUACUUUUUGAUUAAUGUAGGUAAAUUGUUAAAAAAAGUUUUUACAAUACAAAAGGAAAAAAAUCCUGUAAUUUUUUCCCAAAACUGUAAAAUGCACCAUCUUUAGCUGAAUUUUCAGUUCUGACCUAUUACACAUGUAUUAAUAUUAAAGUGGCCUGUUUAAAAUAUACAGUAACUUUUUUGGCAAAAAGUAUAAAAGAUUGUAAUAUAGCCUGUGCAAUGCCACCUAUCUUGGAAGCAAAAUCAAAGUUCUAAUUAAAUAUUUAAUUUUAGAUUUCCAUAUUACCGUGUGGGCAGUCUACUGUUGUCGUAGUCUUUUGUUCUGUUCUCUUGAAUCAAAGCAUUUCUACUGAAGGGGGACAGAAUCCUACAUGGGUUUUACAGCUUCAUAAAUGGAAUUAAUGUAUGUUGGAAUUAAAAUGGGUUAAUUUCAUAUAUUUGUAUCCAGAAGAAAGCUGUUGUUAUAUUAUUAUGUAGCAGAGCCAUCCAAAUUUCCUCUGUUUUUCUAAGUUCUCUGUUGAAAAAUGUUUAAUUUUACAAAACAAACAUCAAAAUUAUGGUUGCUAUGAGAUGGUUGUGCAAAUUAGUUCCAUUCUGACUCUUUCGGUGCCAAUAUAUUAUAUGAUUUUUAGUCUUAAAAUAAAGAAAUAUUUUACGCUUUC